Molecule: messenger RNA, 2531 nt
Organism: Sebastes umbrosus (honeycomb rockfish)
Lineage: Eukaryota; Metazoa; Chordata; Actinopteri; Perciformes; Sebastidae
Gene: kat2a
Product: K(lysine) acetyltransferase 2A
Exons: 18
Coding region: 1-2406 (801 amino acids)
Biological process (GO): chromatin remodeling; positive regulation of transcription by RNA polymerase II
Cellular component (GO): nucleus; histone acetyltransferase complex
Molecular function (GO): protein binding; histone H3 acetyltransferase activity
Source: RefSeq, a predicted model, not a curated record
AUGUCGGACCCGGCGGCGCAGGCCUUACAACCCCGGCUUCUCCAAGCCCAGUCGUCCGUCGCUGGGUCAGCUGGGUCCAGUGGUACCGCCGCGACAGCCUCCUCCGGGUCUGGGAACAGCGACCCAGCCAGACCGGGACUCAGUCAGCAGCAGCGAGCCAGCCAGAAGAAAGCCCAAGUCCGAGCUUUCCCACGGGCGAAGAAGCUCGAGAAACUUGGCGUAUUCUCCGCUUGCAAGGCUAGUGACACAUGCAAGUGUAAUGGAUGGAAAAACCCAAAUCCACCAUCAGCCACACGGAUGGACCUGCAGCAGCAAGCAGCCAGCCUGAGCGAGCCCUGCCGCAGCUGUGGACAUGCUCUGGCUGACCAUGUGUCCCACUUGGAGAAUGUGUCUGAGGAUGAGAUUAACAGGCUGUUGGGGAUGGUGGUGGAUGUGGAGAACCUGUUUAUGUCCGUACACAAAGAGGAGGACACUGACACCAAGCAGGUCUACUUCUACCUAUUCAAGCUGCUGAGGAAAUGCAUCCUGCAGAUGAGCCAGCCGGUCGUAGAGGGAUCCCUCGGAAGUCCACCCUUUGAAAAGCCCAACAUCGAGCAGGGGGUUUUGAAUUUCGUUCAGUAUAAAUUCAGCCACCUGGCACCGAAGGAAAGGCAGACCAUGUUUGAGCUGUCAAAGAUGUUCCUGUUGUGCUUAAAUUACUGGAAGCUGGAGACACCAACGCAGUAUCGCCACCGCACCCAGAAAGACGAUGGGACGGCAUACAAAGUGGACUACACCAGGUGGCUGUGCUACUGCCACGUCCCCCAGAGUAACGACAGCCUGCCGCGCUAUGAGACCACUCACGUGUUCGGCCGCAGCCUCCUCAAGUCCAUCUUCACUGUGACCCGCCGUCAGCUGCUGGAGAAGUUCAGAGUGGAGAAGGACAAACUGCUGCCGGAGAAACGCACACUCAUCCUCACACACUUUCCCAAGUUCUUAUCCAUGCUGGAGGAGGAAAUCUAUGGCGACAAUUCACCAAUCUGGGAGGCUGACUUCACUAUGCCCGCCGCUGACGGCACACAGCUGGGACAUCAGACAGUGAUCAGUCCUGCUGCCGUGUCGGGCUCCCCCUCUCUGCCCAAAGGUCUGAGCAGCAUCUCCUCUCUGGGCAGCAUGGACUCUGGAGGAGCAGAGCCCAUCACAGGAGAGAAACGUAAACUCCCGGAGGCGUUGACCCUGGAGGAUGCCAAGCGGAUCCGUGUAAUGGGAGACAUUCCUAUGGAGCUGGUCAAUGAAGUCAUGAUGACAAUCACUGACCCUGCUGCUAUGCUCGGACCAGAGACUAAUCUGCUGACGCCAAACGCUGCCCGCGAUGAGACCGCCAGGCUGGAGGAGAGGCGGGGGAUCAUAGAGUUCCACGUCAUUGGAAACUCGCUUUCCCAGAAGUCCAACAAGAAGAUCCUGAUGUGGCUGGUUGGCCUGCAGAAUGUCUUCUCUCAUCAAUUACCUCGCAUGCCCAAAGAGUACAUCACACGACUGGUGUUUGACCCGAAGCACAAGACCCUCGCCCUCAUCAAAGAUGGCCGCGUGAUCGGAGGCAUCUGUUUUAGGAUGUUUCCCACUCAGGGCUUCACGGAGAUCGUCUUCUGUGCCGUCACAUCCAACGAGCAAGUUAAGGGCUACGGUACCCACCUGAUGAACCACCUGAAGGAGUACCACAUCAAACACAACAUCCUCUAUUUCCUCACUUACGCUGACGAGUACGCCAUUGGCUACUUCAAGAAGCAGGGCUUUUCCAAAGACAUCAAAGUGCCGAAGAGUCGAUACCUGGGAUACAUCAAAGACUACGAGGGAGCGACCCUCAUGGAGUGUGAGCUGAACCCGAGAAUCCCUUACACUGAGCUCUCUCAUAUCAUCAAAAGACAGAAGGAGAUUAUUAAGAAGCUGAUUGAGAGGAAACAGAGCCAGAUCAGGAAGGUUUACCCGGGUCUCACCUGCUUCAAAGAGGGCGUACGACAGAUCCCGGUGGAGAGCAUCCCAGGCAUAAGAGAGACGGGAUGGAAACCCAGUAACAAGGACAAAGGGAAAGAGGUGAAGGAUCCUGACGUGUUAUACAACAUGUUGAAGAACCUCUUGGCCCAGAUAAAGACUCACCCUGACGCCUGGCCCUUCAUGGAACCUGUGAAAAAAUCAGAGGCUCCAGAUUACUACGAGAUCAUCCGCUUUCCCAUCGACCUGAAGACCAUGACGGAGAGACUGAAGAAUAGAUACUAUGUGACCAAGAAGCUUUUCAUUGCCGACCUGCAGCGAAUCAUCACCAACUGUCGUGAGUACAACCCUCCAGACAGCGAGUACUGCAAGAGUGCCAACACCUUGGAGAAGUUCUUCUACUUCAAACUAAAAGAUGGAGGUCUGAUCGAGAAAUGAACUCAGAAUUACUCACUGAUUUCUUAACGGACGAGGGACGACGGUCACACACCAAGAUGAGGAGGAAAACAUCGCUAGCUAUUGUCAUAUCUGAGUUAAUAAAAGGGUAUGUACAUGACUGGAAA